Penicillium riverlandense is the source of this 723-nucleotide messenger RNA. RefSeq names its product alpha/beta hydrolase. Gene Ontology annotation, molecular function: hydrolase activity. The transcript is spliced from 6 exons. The coding region runs from base 1 to 723 and encodes 240 amino acids. The record is from RefSeq and is a predicted model, not a curated record. Lineage: Eukaryota; Fungi; Ascomycota; Eurotiomycetes; Eurotiales; Aspergillaceae.
AUGGCCACUAAUAUCGACAAAAUCAACGCCCAGAACGACGAUCGCGUCCGCCGCUGCACUGCACAGUCUAAUGGAAAGACGUACAGCUAUUUAGAGGGAAUACCUGCUGGCAGCCCAGUUAAAGGAACUAUAUUCUUAGAUGCCCCGAAUACGGUUGAAUCCUACAGCUAUCGAUCUCUAACCGAAGAUGCCAAGGAACUGGCUGCUCAGCUCAAGGUAGAGAGGGUUAUUGCCUGUGGACAUGACUGGGGAGCCAAUAUUGCCUACCGCCUUGCCCUCUGGCAUCCUUCGCUUGUUUCGCUUGUAAUCGCAAUUCGCGUUCCCUACUUCCCUUCACAGGGAAAGUACACCCCUCUGGAAGAACUCUCAAAAACGGUCCUACCAAAUUUUACAUAUCAACUGCAGUUCAAGAGCGGGGAAUUGGAGAGAUGGUUUUGGUCAAGGGAUGACAUUCGGUCAUUUCUUGUUGCUAUGUAUGGUGGUCGCGACAACCAAGGAAGUCUGGCGUGGGACGCAUAUUUUGGGUUGAUGAUAGAUAAAGUGGCAGGAUUGAAGCCAUCAGAGUUAUUAACAGAUGAAGAAAUGGAUUUUUAUGUGGACAAAUUUCAACGCCACGUAAACUACUACCGCACCCGCGAGAUCAAUCACUAUGACGAAGUGACUAGCCUCACUGGCCCUGCAAUCAAUGUUCCUGUGCUGUUCAUCCCGGCUCUACAAGACUAA